Messenger RNA from Dromiciops gliroides (monito del monte), 1464 nucleotides. RefSeq names its product G protein signaling modulator 3 (gene GPSM3). The record is from RefSeq and is a predicted model, not a curated record. Lineage: Eukaryota; Metazoa; Chordata; Mammalia; Microbiotheria; Microbiotheriidae. Gene Ontology annotation, molecular function: protein binding; GTPase regulator activity. Gene Ontology annotation, biological process: regulation of inflammatory response.
CUCCCCCCCCCACCCUAUUCUAUCUCCUGCAACCUUCAAGGGUUCAGGUGUCGAAGCCUAACAACUACCACUACUACCUCCAACCACCUUCCCACCUCCCCUACUAAAGGGGAUGGAGACAGAGAGACUCCAGGAAGAAGAGGAAGAUGAAAUUGAGCAGGUGAAGCCUUCCCAAGAUGAUAAAGACUGGCCCCCUCUGAAUACUAUCACCUGGAGAUCUGCACCCCCAACCCCUCCUCAUUAGGACCAAGACACAGCCCUAGGACCCCGUUCGGCCUCCAUGCUCUCCCUGCAGACAGAACUCUUCCUGGAUUUAGUAGCAGAAGCUCAGUCUAAAAGGCUGGAAGGACAGAGAGCCACCUUGCACACUCCCCCUGGCUCCCUAGCCACAGCCUCUGCCCGAGCCCAGGUUACAGAGGACAAAGACCAGCUCUACAGCACCAUCCUCAGUCACCAGUGCCAGCGUAUUGAAGCUCAGCGGUCAGACCCGCCCCUUCCACCAGGAGGGCAAGAACUCUUGGAGCUGCUGUUGAGGGUGCAGGGAGGCGGCCGAAUGGAGGAGCAAAGGUCCAGACCUCCUACACAUACCUGCUGAGCUCUCCCCUCUCCUCCUGAAGUUGGAGGUGGGGGAGUAAGGGACUGAGAACACUGCCUAAGAAUUGUCUCAGCACAGUCCUGUCUCCAGGGUACACCAGGAACUGCAGAAGGCAGCGAACACCUCAGAAUCAACUCCCACCUCCAUGCUUCUCUGUGGGGUGGUACUUAUACUGAGACCCCUAAACUCUCACCACUGAAGCAGGGACACCUGGAAUUCCUCUAGGAGAAUCAAGAUUGGGAUAUGAAGGCCAGAGAAGGAUCAGAGCAUUAUGGGGGGAAGGGGGUGAAAAGGGGAAUUCUGGUAACUUAAACCUCCCAGGAGGACACCCUUGUCCCACUUGAUCUGAAGUGCUGAGGUCAGAAUGGAAUUCAAUCUUAAGGAAUAACUGUGAGACUAUCCAGACAUCCAGACAUGUACUGCCAGAAAAAUGCCAGUAUCCCAAAGGUUUCUCUGCCCUCCUAAGAAAUUCCCAGGGGAAGUGUAAAAGGGAUAGCACCUCUGCACCCUACCCAAGAUUACUCCCAAGGUAGAGACAUCAUUGCCCCCUGAGGGGGAGCAAUUUUCAUCUUCACUCCCUCCCUACCUUCACCGAGGCCAGGACUUUGAGAGGAUAGUGUACAGUCCUGAUAAACAACUGUAGCCUCUUAGGUCUCCCCUUCCAAAUACCCAUCUUUCCCUUCAGUGAUGGGGAGAGGCUUGGAGCUGUGAGGGAAGAGAUUAGAAGCCUCAGGCCCCUUCACCCUACCAACCAUCACAUCCUUUGAAAGGACAGGAUGAAGGGGGGAGGCCCAAAGAUUGAGUGAUAGUAGGGUAUCGCACCCGCCUUCUCCUCCACCCCACCUCCCCAUAUGCUUGGUUUGAAUUUU